Molecule: messenger RNA, 7439 nt
Organism: Myodes glareolus (Bank vole)
Lineage: Eukaryota; Metazoa; Chordata; Mammalia; Rodentia; Cricetidae
Source: RefSeq, a predicted model, not a curated record
AAAGCGAGAGAGAGGGAAGGAGGCCGCGGACCGCCCGGGCUGCUGGGCUUCUGCGCGCUCACGCACCUCGCCGCCCGCCGAGGCAGGCGCAGGCAGGGCGCAGGCGGCGGCGGGCGGCAUGGAGAGCCUGCUGGAGAACCCGGUGCGCGCCGUGCUCUACCUCAAGGAGCUCACGGCCAUCGUGCAGAACCAGCAAAGUCUCAUCCACACCCAGCGCCAGCGCAUCGAUGAGCUGGAGCGGCGUCUAGACGAGCUGAGCGCGGAGAACCGUAGCCUGUGGGAACAUCAGCAGCUGCUGCAAGCCCAGCCUCCGCCCGGGCUCGUCCCCCCGCCGUCCGCCCCACUGCCUGCUCCUACAACCACCGCUCCGGCCGCCACUGCGGCCCAGGAGCCUCUCCAGGACCACGGACAGCUCACACCCGUCACGCCGGAGCCGCCGCUUCAGCACCACGGACAGCUCCUGACGCAGCCCCAGUCCAGCGGCAGGGCUCAGGCUCCCCAGUCGCCCCACCAGCACCCGGUGGCUGACAAGGAGAAGGAGCGUCCACCGAGUUGUUGCGCUGCCGCCGGAGCCCUGCUUCAGCACACAUCCCCCGCCGCCCUCGGCAAGGGCGUCCUGAGCAGGAGACCCGAGAAUGAGACCGUGCUGCACCAAUUCUGCUGCCCUGCCGCCGACACCGAGCAAAAGCCUGCCUGCUCCGACUUGGCUUCCCAAAGUGAUGGCUCCUGUGCCCAGGCCGGUGGGGGCAUGGAGGACUCCGCGGUGGCAGCCGGCAGACCCAGUGCCCAUGCCCCGAAGGCUCAAGCCCAGGAGCUACAGCAGGAGGAGGAGCGACCGGGGGCGGGGGGCUCCCCACGGGCUGGCCCCCUCCGCGCGGCCUCCCCUGGCCAGCAGCAGCCUGCCCUGGCGACGGCGCUCUGCUCCCACACCCCUGCUGCCUCCGAAUACGAACUCUCCCUUGACCUAAAGAAUAAACAGAUUGAAAUGCUAGAACACAAAUACGGGGGCCACUUGGUAUCCCGACGCGCCGCGUGCACCAUCCAAACCGCUUUCCGCCAAUACCAGCUCAGCAAGAACUUUGAGAAGAUCCGUAACUCGCUCCUGGAAAGCCGCCUGCCCCGGCGGAUCUCGCUGCGCAAAGUGCGGGCGCCCACAGCAGAGAGCUUGGUGGCGGAGAAGGCGCUCCUGGAGGGCUGCGGACUCCUGGGGCUGCCGCUGGGGCGCUCGCCCUCCCUGCCACCCACCUUCGCAGGAUCGCUCACCGAGCUGGAGGACUCCUUCACCGAACAGGUACAGUCCUUGGCCAAAUCCAUCGACGACGCUCUCAACACCUGGAGUCUCAAGACUAUGUGCUCAUUGCAAGAGAGUGGCGCGUACCAGCUCCACCAGACCCUGCACCCGAGUGCGGGACAGCCAGGCCUGGAAGUCGAGGCACGGGAGCCCGAGAGUGGUCCAGGGUCUGGAGAUGAGGCCAGCGGCCUGCCGCAGGGUCACAGCGGUACCCUCAUGAUGGCUUUCCGGGAUGUCACGGUGCAGAUCGCUAACCAGAACAUCUCUGUUUCCUCCUCCACCGCCCUGUCUGUGGCCAACUGUCUAGGCGCACAGACCACCCAGGCCACAGCUGAGCCAGCGACGGGCCAAACCGAGCAGGGGGAUGCCGCGGCUCAGGGGGUCUCGGAAGCCCCAGCCUCGGAACAGGAGGAACCCCCGGGUGAGAACUCAGAAGCGUUGGAGAGCCGAGACCAGGGCGCACAUGAACAGGUGGUUGCGGAGGCCGUGGUUGAGGAGGCUGUGGCCGAGGAAGCAGCGGAGGAGGAGCAGGAGGCGGGGCAGGCAGGGAAAGGGGCCGAGGCAGGCGACAACUCUGAGCAGCUGAGCAGUAGCAGCGCAUCCACCAAGUCCGCCAAAUCUGGCUCAGAGGUUUCUGCCGCUGCCUCGAAGGAGGCCCUGCAGGCGGUGAUCCUAAGCUUGCCGCGCUACCACUGUGAGAACCCAGCCAGCUGCAGGUCCCCCACGCUCUCCACCGACACCCUGCGCAAGCGACUUUAUCGCAUUGGCCUCAACCUCUUCAACAUAAACCCGGACAAGGGCAUCCAGUUCCUGAUCUCGCGCGGCUUCAUCCCUGACACCCCCAUCGGUGUGGCCCACUUCCUCCUCCAACGGAAAGGCCUGAGCCGCCAGAUGAUAGGGGAGUUCCUGGGCAAUAGCAAGAGGCAGUUCAACCGCGACGUGCUGGAUUGCGUGGUAGAUGAAAUGGACUUUUCCAACAUGGAGCUGGACGAGGCCCUGAGGAAGUUUCAAGCUCACAUCCGCGUGCAAGGAGAGGCCCAGAAGGUAGAGCGACUCAUAGAGGCUUUCAGCCAGCGCUACUGCAUGUGUAACCCCGAGGUGGUGCAGCAGUUCCACAACCCAGACACCAUCUUCAUCCUGGCCUUUGCCAUCAUUCUUCUCAACACCGACAUGUACAGCCCCAACAUCAAGCCUGACCGGAAGAUGAUGCUGGAAGACUUUAUCCGAAACCUUCGAGGUGUGGAUGACGGCGCUGACAUCCCCAGAGAGCUGGUGGUAGGCAUCUAUGAAAGGAUCCAACAGAAGGAGCUCAAGUCCAACGAAGACCACGUCACAUACGUCACCAAGGUGGAGAAGUCCAUCGUGGGCAUGAAGACGGUGCUGUCCAUGCCACACCGCCGCCUGGUCUGCUGUAGCCGGCUCUUCGAGGUGACUGACGUGAACAAGCUCCAGAAGCAGGCCGCACACCAGAGAGAAGUGUUCCUCUUCAAUGACCUCCUGGUGAUUCUCAAGCUGUGCCCAAAGAAGAAGAGCUCCUUCACGUACACCUUCUGCAAGGCGGUCGGCCUCUUAGGCAUGCGGUUUCACCUCUUUGAGAACGAGUAUUACUCCCACGGAAUCACACUGGCAACGCCACUCGCGGGCUCUGAGAAGAAACAGGUGUUGCAUUUUUGCGCCCUGGGCUCUGACGAGAUGCAAAAGUUUGUGGAAGACCUGAAGGAGUCCAUUGCUGAGGUGACAGAGCUGGAGCAGAUCCGGAUAGAGUGGGAACUGGAGAAGCAGCAGGGAACAAAGGCUCUCUCUGGAAGGUCGUCUGGAGCCCAGGGGGACCCACAGUCGAAGCAAGGAUCACCCACAGCCAAAAGGGAAGCCAUGGCAGGAGAGAAAGCGGCGGAGAGCUCGGGGGAGGUGUCAAUUCACAACAGGCUUCAAACGUCCCAGCACAGCCCCAGGUUGGGGGUCGAGAGGGGAGAGCCACCACCGCCACCACCAACAUCACCACCGCCGUUGCUGCCAGACCCACAGCCUAGCCCCCUGAGGGAGCAGCCCCCACCGCUGCCGCCGCCACCACCCACACCCCCAGGCACCCUGGUGCAGUGCCAGCAAAUUGUCAAGGUCAUUGUCCUGGACAAACCCUGUUUGGCCCGCAUGGAGCCCCUGCUGAGCCAGGCUCUGUCCUGCUACGCCUCAUCCUCCUCAGAGUCCUGUGGCUCCACACCCUUGCGUGGUCCAGGCUCCCCAGUUAAGGUCAUCCACCAGCCCCCACUGCCCCCGCCCCCACCCCCAUACAACCACCCUCAUCAGUUCUGUCCACCAGGCUCUCUGCUGCUCCGGCGCCGUUAUUCCAGCGGCUCGAGGAGCCUGGUGUAGGCUUUACCCUUAGCACCCCACUAUCCCAAUGGGCUGUCCUUCAGGAGCCUGGGCUGCCCCUUGCCACUCCUCACAUCUUGGCAAAAUGCCUUCCUGGCCACUGGUCACUGUUGUGGAAAGAGAAUGCCCUGGCGAGACGGUUAUGCUUAACCCAGUCAUCCUUCACUAACUUAUUUGAGUACCUCACCACAAAUAUGUAAACACCUUCUCAUUCUUCCAGGGGUCCCACAUAGCCAGAUGGGCCAUGCCUUCUCCUCUGUGUUCACCAUGCUCCCCUAACUGGACUAUAGAUUGAAAAACUGAAGCUGAGGGGCCGUGGGCUGAUGGGCUUGUGAUCUUGAUCUCUUAGGAUUCCUGCCUUGGGCCAGUGGACAAGAGCAAAAGGCUGGACUGGUCAGCAGCACAGCCCAGGGGCAGAGGCAGACUACCCCAGCACAAAGUGUAUCUGUAGCCAAGCCGAAGAGGGACAGACUAGCCCUGGCUCCCUGGAGGAGCCUAAGCGUAGCAGAGGAGGGGGCUCUAUCUGCUGCUCCUGCCACUCAAGCCUGUAGUUAGGAGACAGGUUCUUAGCUCCCGGGGGACCUUGGCUCCCUUCACCAUGUCAGCUCUCCUGCCACCACCAGAGAAUUCUGAGCUGCCCAGACCCAAAAAAGAUCUGAGAAAGAGACAGGGGGCAGGGUUUCCAGUUCUGUCUGGGUCAUUUCAGCAGGGCCCUAGGACCGUGAGAUCAAGUCUGUGAAGUGCACUUCCGAGAACAUUUCUUGGUUCUCUGGCCUCAAACAACACACAGUCAAUACCAAGUGUGCACAGGCAGUUACUCAUAAACACAUGUGAGAACCCACCCGGUUGAUUGCUUCCCUGUGAAGCCAGAAGCAGGGAAAUGGGGUGCUGGGCAGUCCGGCAGAGGGAUGACUUGGCCUGGAAUCAGGGCUUCCUCAUGUCUGACUCUGCAGCCUCUGCAUAUGCAGACAAGGUGAAGCCGUGAGGUUCUAGUGUCACUGUGUCACCCCUGAUGACCCAGUCUUCAAACAGUCCCUCCCUGGAAAAGGCAGGCUGGCUUCCAGCAGGGAUGGCAAAGAAUUCUUGGACCUUCAAAACUGCAGGGCAGAGCCAAGCAGGGCUCAUCAACUUUCCAGGCCUAUCAGGGCCAGACGAGGUGGCCCUGUAGACUACAGGAGUGGUGUCAUAGGCUGUCACAAGGCAGGCCAGCCUCCCUUGUCCUACGCCAGCAGCUAUUUCUGACCUUCCUCGAGAUACCCUCCUAGUCAUAGCCUGUUUUUAAAGUCUCCCACGAGGCGAGAGGUACAAUGGAUGCUGCCAUGGCUGGAAUUGAAUUAGCUUCUCCUGGUCCCUGCUGUACCCCCCACAAUUCAGUACUUUGGACCAGAGAGGAGGCAUCCAGGCUCUUACAAAAGACCAAAUGACCUCAUUUCAUGUGCAUGCAUGUGUAUGCGUGUUUUCACCCAGAGGUCAUUAUGAUGUCACCCGAGGAGUUUCUGGCCUUUUCUGUAGCUUUCGGCCAAUAUGCUGUCUCCCCGAGGGGCUCCCAGCCUAUGUUUUUCUGAGUUGGCUGCCUUGGGGGCACCCAUAUUUCAGAAAACAAUCAGACUCUGUCAAAGUGGAACAACUGACAGAUGAGGGCAUUACUUAGGUGCCUCACCCGUCUGCACUGGGGCAGAGAGGGUUAGGGCCUGGGGAAAGCAGAGCCUUAGAUGGGACUGGAUGAAUGAGAGGGCCGAAAAUAGUAGGAAAUUGAUGACUCGUAGGGAGGAUGUGAGGUAUGAAGGAGUGUGAGUUAUAAAUGUAUCUAAGUGUGUUUCUGGAGUAGGGUCACGGUGUCGAGGGCUAAUGAAGAGGGACAUUAGCCCUGUUCACACUGCCUGCUGCUCACAUCAGACUUCCAGCUAACAGCGUCCCCUGUCCCUCCUGCCUCCGCUGAAGUCUGACUUUCCUGAUGAGCUCCAGUAGAGGUCUGGGGGCCGGCCCACCUGUGUGAGCUCUGAGGACCCUGACUCCCAGGCACCUGGCGCCUUUUCCCCUGGGAGAGCUUUCCCUUAGCUGACCUAGACGCUGCCAGCAGGAACAAAGUCCAGCCCAGGAAGCCACAACAUGGGGUCGCAAUGUUGACCUGGCCCAGGUCAAAGCUCCUGGCCCAGCUUUGAGCCCCACUAGCCCAGGGCCCGGGAGCUGAGAAGCAGUACUGGCCCACCUUACUGGUCAGGCGAAGUGAGAGCCCCCACAAAUGUUGCAUCUCUCCCCUGCUUAGUCAGUCUACAAAUGGUAGAAUUUAUCUGUACCUUGGUCCCCAGAGAACCUGGGAAAAACCUCCUGCCCCUCCCCAUGGCAGUGACCAGGUCAGGGCCUGAAGACCUGGAAAGAGGCUCUUAAGACCCCAGCUGUCUCAACGUUAAAGGAACAGUGCAGUACUGGCUGAGCUCCCAGAUCCCGUCACCCCAAGAUGCCCCCCAUCAACUCUCUAGGCCUUACUGUGGGGAGCCUGGGCCCCUCUCCCAAUUUAUCUAUUUGGCCCCAACUCCAAAAUCAAGUGGGAGGUGGAACCAGUCUUCCUACCUACUUGUAGGCAAACCCACCUCCAAAUGUAGGUCCUGUCUUGGCAGCCUUUCCUGGAAACCAGGCUGUCUGUCUUUUUGUUUGCGAAGAUGUCUUGUUCCCACAAAUAUGUAUCGGCCCUGGAUCUUUGACACCCCACCCGCCUGUCCAGAGCCUGCCAGGGUGUCUCCGUUACCCAAGAGAGGUCCCUGAUGUCACUCAUCCGUCUCUCUCUGCAUAGCUGUCCAUCUUCCUGCAGUCCCCCCCCCGCCCCCGCCCCCACCCCCGCCCGCUCACCCUCCACCAGACGGAGUGACAGCUCUCUGGGGACAGGCAGGGUGGCUGCACUCAGCAACUAAUCCAAAUGGCAAAUAUUUUGUAACAAAAUAGCCCAGAGGUAUUUUAUCUGUUCAAUUCAUAGAGUUUUAGAGAUUCUAUUGAAAUGUGUCACUUGAGCAAACCCGUGGUCCAUUGUUUCUUUCGCUCUCAUGGGGUGGGGGGCCGGCGUGGCACACCAACACACACGCCACCUCAAAUCAGAGUGUCUCUUUGCUAGGGUUCAGAAAGACGAUAUACUGACCAUCGCCUCUUGGGGAUACCCAGCUUCUCUCUGACUGCAACAAUCAUUCUUUGCCCCAAGAUAGAUGGUGUCUUGUGGUAUAACUCCAUAAAAAAAGCUCCGUCUUAAGAAAUUGAGGUCUGGGUGCUAAAAUAGUAAGGACUAGACAUCGGAUGGGGGGUACCGGGGCAGAGCUGAGGUAAAAGGUCAGAAAAUUGAUCUGCAGGGGCUACCUGCCUCCAACCCCAACUGGGACAUUUGUGCAUUCAGUGGAGAGCAAAGGCCUGAACAUCCACAUCUGAUUUUCAUCAACAUUCACACCCUAAGUCUGACACCCAAUCCAGGGGAUGGCUUAACAAAGCCAGGAUAACAGACUUGGGUGAAGGAGUUGUAGGGCACUAUUAUGGAAAGACAGUGUUUCCAAACCCUUCCCAUGUGUUGGGUCUCCUGCUGGGAGCAGAGAAGAAAUCCAAGCCUAUGAAAGAGCAAGACCACAGCCAGCUGGUUAAAAGAUGGGUUCAGAGAUGUGUCAACAUGAUAGCCUACUCCUGUAACCCCAACACACCAGAGGCUGAGGCAGCAGGGUCACCGUGAGUUUGAGACCUACCUGGGAUACACAGUGGGUUCCAUGCCAGCCCAAAAUAUAUAGCAAGAUUCUGUUCCAAGGAC